ACUAAACAACCUGUAACUUUCUUUCUUUCAAAUAUGGCAGAAACAAUUGUCUCUGUUAUUGUUGAAAAAGUAUUGGGAAAGUUGAUAUCCCUUGCUUCUGAUGAAGUGUCUUUGGCUUGGGGUGUCAAAAAUGAUGUACAAGAGCUUGUUGACACCUUAACCACUAUCAAAGCUGUUCUCUCAGAUGCUGAGGAGAAACAGAUUCAUAAUCAGAGCUUGAAAGUUUGGUUGGGGAAGCUUAAAGAGGUUUGCUAUGAUGUAGAAGAUAUUUUAGAUUAUGUUGAGGUGGAAGAUCUACGUAAGCAAGUGGUGAAUCAUCGAAGCAUUAUAAGAAAGGUAUGCUACUUUUUUUCAUCUUCAAAUCUAGUUGCUUUUCGUUUUACGUUGGGGCAUAAAAUUAAGGAGAUUAAAAAGAGGUUAGCAAAAAUAGCAGCUGAUAAGAAUAAUUUUAAUUUCAUUGAGAAAAUUAGUAACAAUCAUGUUGUACAAUGGGAGAGGGAAACACACUCUUUUGUUCAAGUUUCAGAUGUUAUUGAUAGAGAUAAAGAUAAAGAGAAGAUUAUUGAAUUGUUGUUGCGUCCAAGUGAUGGUCACGAAAAUGUUUCGGUCAUUCCUAUUGUUGGGAUAGGAGGUCUAGGAAAAACCACACUUGCAAGAUUGGUGUACAAUGAUAAAACAGUGAGUGAUUAUUUUAAGUUGAAAAUGUGGGUUUGUGUGUCAGAUGAAUUUUCUCUAAAAAAGCUUUUGAUUGACAUUAUCAAUUCUGCAACUAGCCAAAAAUAUAAUAGCAUGAGUAUAGACCAAUUGCAAACAAUCCUACGUGAUAUUAUAAGAGAUAAAAAAUAUUUAUUAGUCUUGGAUGAUGUUUGGAAUGAAAACAAGGAGUUGUGGUAUGAUUUAAGAAAUUUACUAAUAGAGUGUGUUAGUGGAAGUAAAAUCAUAGUAACUACACGUAGUGAUCAAGUUGCUUUAAUUAUGUGCACUGCAUCAACAUACAAGUUAGAAGGUCUUUCUCUUAAUGAAUGCUUCUCAGUGUUUGUCAAAUAUGCAUUUAAGGAAGGGCAAGAAAAACAACAUCCCAACCUUAUAGAGAUUGGAAAAGAAAUUGUAAAAAAAUGUGUAGGUGUUCCAUUGGCAGUAAGAGCCCUAGGAAGUCUUCUUUAUUCCUCAACUUCUGAACAAGAUUGGAUAAAUGUGAGGGAUAAUGAGAUAUGGAAGUUAGAUCAAAAGAAUGAUAACAUUUUACAUGCUCUAAAAAUAAGUUAUAACCAUUUGUCACCUCCUCUAAAACAAUGUUUUGUUUAUUGUUCUAUGUUUCCAAAAGACUUCAUGUAUAAUAACUUAGAUUUGGUCGACUUUUGGAUUGGUCAUGGGCUUCUCCAUGCCCACAAUGAAAAUGAAGAUUUGGAAAAUAUUGGCAUGCAAUAUAUAAAAGAAUUAAUGUGGAGAUCUUUCUUUCAAGAUAUUGAAGAGGUAGGCAGUGGUACUAAUUUCUAUUUGUUUAAAAUACAUGACCUGAUGCAUGGUUUUGCUACAUCAUUAUUCCAAAAUGAGAGCUUAAUAGUGAACAGGAGUAACCAAAAUGGUUUCAAAUCUUAUCGACAUUUACUAUUUCACCAUUUUGAGGCAAAUCAAGUAGAGGCUCCAAACUUUUUGCCUAGGUUGGGUAAUUUAAGAAGUAUUAUGUUUUGCACACGUGUUGAAGAGAGUAUCAUUAUUAGCCAAUCAUUUUUAAAAUUAAUUGUGUCAAGAUUUCAGUUUUUACGGAUAUUAUAUUUAUCCAAUUUAGGUAUUGAAGCAGUACCUAAAAGAAUUGGUAAUCUAAAGCAUUUGAGAUAUUUGGAUCUAUUAUGUAACCAGAAAAUAAAAAAACUCCCAAGUUCUAUUUACAAGCUACAAAGUUUACAAUUUUUACCACUAGGUGAUUGCGAGAAACUAGAAGAGUUAAGCAGAGAUGUUAAGUACUUAGUUACUCUUAGAAUGUUGGUCUUAACCAUAGUGCCAAAGCAUCUACCAAAUAAUGGAAUUGGCUGCUUGAAUUCUCUUCGUUUUUUAUGGAUUCACAAUUGUAGCAAAUUAGAAUAUUUGUGUGAAGAUAUUGGUCGCUUGAGAGUCAUUCGAAGACUAGGCAUUUCUAAAUGUCCAAGUCUUAUCUCAUUACCACGUGGUGUAAGAAGCCUAAGCUCAUUAGAAGAACUUCGUUUGGUAGAUUGUGUAAGGCUUAAUCUUGAUUUGAGCAUAGGAUCAGAUGAGCAACACAAUCAUGAAGAACUCAAUAGCACAGGGCCACCCCUUCGAUUCCUUCUAAUUGAUAAUUUACCACAAUUGGUGAAAUUGCCGCAAUGGCUUGUUCGCUGUUCUACAAAAACUCUGCAAACCUUGCGUAUUCAAAAUUGUACCAAGUUGAAGGCACUACCAGAGUCGAUGCAAAAACUUCAAGUUCUUGAGGUUUGGGUUGUCCAGAAUUGUCAUCUCUGCCCGCGGAUAUCAAUCAUCUCAUCACUUUGAGAGAACUAAUAAUUGAAGACUGUCCUAAACUGACGGAAAGAUGCAAACCAGAAGCAGGUGAAGAUUGGCCCAAGAUUGCUCAUAUCCCGAAGAUUGAACUUGACGGAGAGAUUAUCAAGCCAACAGAAAAUUAGGAGGAUUUAUUCAUUUUACUUCUUCAAUUUAAGCACUGAUGUUCGAUCUAUUGCCUUCAUGUUUUUUCAGGAGGUUCUUCUCUUACCAGAGCACAUUUUCGGGGAAAGUUGAGGCUUCAUGAGGAAGAUGAUGUAAUUCGCUGAGUACUUUCAUUGGUUUUCUGGACUUUGACUCUAAUUGCUCUCUGCAAGUACAUUAUAACUGUCUUAGGAGCAGAUGAUAAUGGUGAAGGUGCUCCCAAAAGACCUGCACGUUUCUUAGUUUAUUUAUUCAAAGAUAUAUAUGUCUGCGUGUUUUUGGAUUCCUGAAGGGGCCUCAUUCCCACAGGCGGAACUUUUGCUUUGCAUUCUUUGCUUUGUCGGUGCGCAAAGCUGGGGCUUUCAAGUGCUCCUAUGCAACAGCGGAUGAUUAUUCUCCUUACACUCCUGAAAAGCCUCUCAGAGACACGAGGGGCAGUUUGCUUCUAAAGGAGUUAUUUGAUAAACAUCAUAAUUCUCCAGUUUUGCUGCUAUUGGUUGUGCUUUUGAGAAUCAGCAUGGUUAUUGGUGAUGGUACUCUAACUCCAUCAAUCUCUGAUUAUAAUGUAUUGAUCGCUUGACUGAUUUUGAUGGGGCUGUUUGCACUUCAACAUUUUGGGACGUAGAGGGUUGGCUUUGUUUUUGCUCCGAUCUUGUUAGGAUGGCUCAUAUGCAUUAGUCUGUUUGGUUUAUACAACUUAAUACAUUGGAAUCCAGGAAUUAUCAGAGCUCUUUCACCAUAUUAUGUAUAUUUCUUUCUCAAAAAGGCUGGAAAAGAUGGAAGGAGUUCUCUUGGAAGAGUUGUUCUGUGCAUCACAGGUGCAGAGGCCACGUUUGCUGAUCUUGGCCAUUUUUCUCAGCUUUCCAUUCGGAUUGCAUUUACUACUGUUGUUUACCCAUCUUUAAUUGUUGCCUAUAUGGGUGGGGCUGCUUAUUACUCCGAGCAUGCAAGGGACCUUGAGAGAAGCUUCUUCAAAGUCAUCCCCGCGGCUGUAUUUUGGCAAAUAUUGGUCAUUGCCACCAUUGCCACAGCUGUGGCAAGUCGGGCAAUUAUUUCUGCUACUUUCUCAAUAACCAGCCAAUUUAGAGCGCUGAGGUGCUUCCCUUGUGUCAAAGAAAUACACACAUCAAGUCAGAUACAUGGGGAGAUCUAUAUGUCAGAGGUGAACUGGAUCCUGAUGGUUCUGUGCAUUGCCGUUGUUGUUGGCUUCAGAGACACAGAUAUGAUAGGCAAUACUUACGGUCUUGCGGUCAUUGCGGCAAUGUUUGUUGCCACCUGCUUGAUGUUUCUUGAAAUUGUUACGGUUUGGAAGGGGAGUUUUUUGGCUGCUCUUGCUUUUGUAGUUAUUUUUGGAUCUUUGGAAUUGUUGUAUGUUACUGCUUGUUUAGGCAAAGUUCACAAGGGGUGCUAGCUUCCUCUGAAAUUUUCCAUCAUCAUUCUUUCUGUUAAGUGUAUUCGGCACUAUGGGACUAUAAAGAAGCACUCCUUUGAGCAACAUAACAAGGGGUCCCUCCAAUGUUUGCUCACUUUGUCACCAACUUCCCUGCCUGCCACCGAAUCCUCGUAUUUGUUACCAUCCAAUCCUUUACGGUUCCAAAAGUUCCUGUCAGUGAGCAAUUCUUGGUUACUCGCAUUGGCCUGCCGAAGUUUUGUUUUUGUCAAUGCAUUGUCUGGUAUGGUUAUAAGGAUGCCAGGAAAGACGCCCAUGCUUUCGAGAAUCAGCUACUUGAAACCAUAGCCGAGUUUCUACACAAAUGGGAUGAUGAUUGCAAUGCUGAAACUUCUAGGUUGAUGACUAUGAUUGAUUCAAGUCCGAAAGUGGAUGCAGGCGGUGUAAGACAAGAGAUUGGAGCUGUUGCUGGGAGUAAUCAGAAGAGAGUAAGAGCUCGUGACAUUGCAUGCAGUAAAGGAUUGCAGGAACUUGAGGAUGCUAGGGAAUCUGGUCUGGCAUAUAUGAUGGGCAAUACUUGUGUCUUGACAACUGAUGCAUCUUCAUAUAUGAAGAAGUUUGUCAUCAACAUCCUAUAUGGUUUAUUGAGAAGGAACUGUCGGCGACCAGCAACUGCACUUGGUGUGCCUUACACAUCCCUGAUUGAACUAGGAAUGACCUAUCAAGUCUAGUCUCAUAGGAAACCAACAAGUCCGGGGAACAGUCCGAGUUUUACGUGUUCUUGUACACAUUUAUUUAUUGAUUUCUGCAAUUGUAGGAAUAUAAAGAAGCUAAAAGAACUAGGAAUACUGUAAUUAUAUUAUUUUCUUUCUUAGUAAAAAAGUACUCUAAAUUCUUGUGAUUCUUGUAGACAUUAAACUUAACUUUGUACAAAUAAUACUGCCAUAUUUUCAAUGGAAAAUCAAUUGUGACCAA
This is a messenger RNA of Mangifera indica (mango), 5026 nucleotides long. RefSeq names its product putative disease resistance protein RGA1. The record is from RefSeq and is a predicted model, not a curated record. Gene Ontology annotation, biological process: defense response to other organism. Lineage: Eukaryota; Viridiplantae; Streptophyta; Magnoliopsida; Sapindales; Anacardiaceae. Gene Ontology annotation, molecular function: ADP binding. Bases 34 to 2508 code for a protein of 824 amino acids. The transcript is spliced from 9 exons.